Molecule: messenger RNA, 330 nt
Organism: Hymenoscyphus albidus
Lineage: Eukaryota; Fungi; Ascomycota; Leotiomycetes; Helotiales; Helotiaceae
Source: the annotation of a GenBank genome assembly
AUGAGACUCACACGCCUUCUCUCUUUGAUCACUAUUCUGGUGCUUUCCAGUCUCGUUCUAUCCGCACCAACAACUCUUCAAGAUAUCAGGGAUGUCCUCUCAGAAGAGCCAAAUCACUAUCACGACCAACCAUGUCCUUCUGAGAAGGUUCCCCGCGGUGUCAUACUUCCGAGAGAGACACAAUUGAAGACCGUGAAGAUUGCUGUUAUUGGAGGUGUUGCUGGUUUGGUGGUGCUAUCGAUUCUUGCUCUCUGUUGCUGUCAUAGGAAGAAGUCGUAAGUUCAGAAAUUUGUGUUAUUGUUGCAGCAGUUUGCUAAGCAUAUUAGGUGA